AGUCGUGUCUGGAGGAGUGACAUAGGCCUAUUUAUUGAUACACCUCUACAUAUUUUUGCAGACUGCCAUGGCGAACAUGCUGUUUUUCUUGAAGCAACGGGCUGGUACCUUUCCGUAUCGGCAACUUACACCAAUAAUUACUCACUUUAAAAAUCAAGCUAUUGCCUGUGAUGUAAACAAGACUAACCAGAGUGAGCAGAUGCAUUUGUAACAGUUUUUCUGGAUGUUCCGCUAAUUACACUUAUUUUUCAUUUCGCUUACUUCCGGUUAAUGAUGCUAUUGUCUCUGUGCUACCCCGCCGUUCAGUUUAAAAAUAAUCACUAAACAGGUCUACUUAGAAUUAUUAAUUAUUACUAGUGAUCAGAGUUUACCUACUUUUCUUUGGACUGCCUCCUAUUACAUUCAUUUAUCUAGAGUAGGGCUAGGGUGACCAAAUGUCCCGUAAAAAUGGGAUUGUCCCGUUUUUUUUCACGAUCGUCCCGGGGUCCCGAAAAAGUCGGUAACUUCAAGUAAUAUUUUGGCUAGCUGUGUAUAGAUACUUUGAUAACAAAUUGAAACUUUUUAAAAAAAUAAAACAAUGUCAUAGUUGAAUAGAGCUAAUUUUUAAAAGAAUUAUAAUACCAAAAUCAUAUUUUUAGCUGUUGUAGUUUUAAAGUUAUGAAUUUUUAAAGUAGGACUUAAUUUGUCCUUUUUAACACCAUGGACCACAUCUCCAUUUUCUGGGACACAAUUCCGCUGUUCGCGUCACGAGCUAUAUAACUCUUGUUUUAAUGAUAAUUUUAUUUUCAGAACUAAUGCUGCAUUAAAAAAAUUAGUUUUAUAAUUUUAACAAUUAUAGAUAAAUUGUAGCCAUGACGUCAUUGCGUGUUUAUUUAAUUUUUGUGCAGGAGUCAUUCCCCUUUGUUGAUUUUAUUGUUGGAGGAAGUGCUGAGGGUUUUUUAACCUCAAAUUAAAAUAUUAUUCUUAAAUUCAAUAACAUUCAAAUUCAUUCUAAAACAUAAGUUAUCAAAUAUUUUGAUGCAAAUAGUGGAAAUAAUUAAAUAUUUCCUAAGUAACGGCAUCUUCCGUCACUGAAAGGGGGGCGUGGCCACUUCCUUAUCGAAAUUGGGCUGAGCUACAUUACCAUUUAGGGGUUUACUCAAGUGAGCAUAACAAGUGACCGACAUGUCCUAACUCAAUGAGAAUUGAAACAAAUAGACAUCGAUAGCUAAUACAGAAUAAUACUUUUUUUUAAAGACAUAAAAGUUGAACUUCUAUACCAAUUUUAUAGUGAAAGAUAUUUAAAGGGGAAUCUCAAAAUACAGGUCGAUUGAAAAAUUAAAACAAAUCAAUGUAAAUGUAGCAAAGAUGUCUACCUAAAUAUAAGGCCAGAAACGGAAACAGAAAAUAGUUAAAAUGAGCAUAUUUCAAUAAACACUUUUGGGUUGAGGCCUCCCGGACUCCUCUUUAGCUGGAGGGUAUCCCCUAAAACCCUACUUGGGUGAGUCACGUUUUUUCCAGUUCAUGAUUUGGUCACCCUAAUCUAGACCCCUUCCAAAAUUAGAUUUACCAUUCACACCCUGUUCCAAAUGCCACAUUCACAUUAUAUUAUAUUAAUUUAUGUUCUGGUGAAAUUGAAUUACUACAAAUUAAUAAUUAAUAUUACGGUAUACCUAAUAAUUUACUAUAGUAUAGAAUUCUAUACUAUAGUAUAUACUAUAUUAAUUAGACAAAAAGCUUUACAAUUCAGGUUACAAUUUUGAGGUAAGGUUUGUACCUAACAAAAGGUGUAUCCGCCACUCACCCACACCCUUUUUAGCUUUUUUAUAUUUUUUAUAACAAAUCACAAUGUCAUGUUCCUUUCUGUUCUGAAGCACCCACAGAUUUUUACUAAGCCCGGUUAUCAUUUAGCCUACUGUUUAAGAGUCUUUCAGAUUAUUUAAGUUAAACAAAAAUAUAUAAAUACGCUGCCAUGCAAAUGGAAUUCUCAUUUUUUUUAAAAACCUAUUUCUUGAAUAACUAUUAUAUAAAUAAAAUUAUGAUUAAAUUGACUUAAAUUUUAUUAACAAACAGGUUUUGAACGGGAACAACCGUCAUCACAUUCAGCUGAAGAUCAUGUUUCUGAAAGACUCAAAAUUAUCCAAUCAACUUUUGGUCAGGUUCAAUUUAAAAACAAGAUUUUCUUAAAAGGAAACAAACAGGUUGGACAUAACUUUUACAUUUUUUGUUUGUUUAAUCAGAUGAAAAACAAAUGCAGAUGAAAAAACUGGUUUUCAGAAAAUUUGAAACCAUUAUAGAAGUGUCUAAGUCAUUUUUAUGUUUCAAUUCAAUUUUGUUGAAGUUAAUUAAAUAAUUUUGAGAUAAAUGCAUACAUUGAGCUACCUACAGGGCCUAAUAUUGGAGUAGAAUAAGUCACUGCCAAGCAAGUACGAGACGACUUAUUGUAUCAUGCUUUGCAUUUGGCUAGCAACCCAUUCAUUGCAAGAAAUUCAGCUACCGCUACGAAAACAUCCACAACCAAUAAAUUUUUGCCACACCCAGCGAGGGAAGGUCCUCAUAAGGGGACUACGAUGCAGGUUAGCCAAACACAAAAGGAAGCCAACUUGCUGACUUCCUGUCUAAUGCUGAUGAAAAUUUUCAGGAUUGGUACCUGGAAUGUUAGAACUAUGUGGGAGGAGGGGAAGACAUAACAAGUAAUUAUGGAACAGAGGAGAUACAGAGUAGACAUCUUAGAAAUAAGUGAAGCAAGAUGGACAGGAAAUGGAUCCACCAAACUAACAUCUGGAGAGACCAUUUUAUACUCUGGUCAUGAAGAAAAAGAUGCCAGAGCAGCUCUGAUACUGUCAUCUGCUGAAAAGAAGGCUGUGAUUGAAUGGAUAAUCAACCUAAAUGUCAUCCAAAUUUAUACACCAACAAAUGACAAAUAGGAGACGAUAUUAGACGAUUUCCAUCAAAAACUUCAGUAUCAUUAUUAUCAUAUUAUCAUGGGGGAAUUCAAUGCCAAAAUAGGAAACAAUAAUACUGGCUUUGAAGAAUUAAAGGGAAGACACAGAUUAGGAAACAUGAAUGAAAGUGGAGAGAUGUUUUCAGACUUUUGUGCAAAUAAUCACCUGGUAAUAGGAGGCAGCUCAUUUCCACACAAGUAGAUCCUUAAGGUGACCUGGAUAUCACCAGACUAUGAGACCCAAAACUAGAUUGAUCACAUAUGUAUCAAUAAAAAGUUCAGACACUCACUGCCAGAUGCAUGAGCCUAUAGAGGAGUAAACGUUUUAUCUGACCAUAAAUUGGUGAUAGCGAAAGCAAUGCUAAAACUAAGACAGAAUAUCAUCCAAAAGAAAAGACAGCGCUAUAAUACAGAUUUCCUUAAAGAUCCAGAAAGGCAAAAAAGAGUGGAAUAACGGUAUCAAACAGAUUCGAGGCUGUGCAACAGCUCGAGAACAUAAAUGGAGACGGAGAAGAUCAAUGGCAAGAUAUUAGAGGGAUUUGUACAAACACAUGCAAAGAAGUAUAAAGGAAAAAAGAAUAUCAAACUAAAGAGUAGUUCUCAAAAAAGAAACAGAUAAAAUUAAAGAGAGGAAAAGACAGAAGAUCAUUUAUUUAGAGAGCAAAACAAGAGCAGCAAAAGUGACUGAAUUGAUAACUAAACAAAUGCCAAUAAAGAGGUUACAAAGACUAUGAGGAAGGAUAAAAGGAGAUUUAUUGACGACAUUGCCAAAGAGGCUGCAUCAAAGGGUAACCUAAAGGACCUGUACAAUGCAACAAAGAGGCUGACGGGAAAGUUUCAUCAACAAAGCUGGGAAAUCAAAGACAAAUGGUGGAAAAACCUAACUAACAAAGAAGAACAAAAGAAAGGAUGGUUAGAAUAUUUCAAAGAGUUAGGAAAUAUAAAGGUGAACUCACAAAGCCAUUUAUGACAGAAUCUGGAAUUUGACAGGGAUGCCUCUUUCUGGUACCCAUUGACUGUAUCAAAAGAGAAACUAUGCAGGAUGGGGAAAAUGGAAUCCAGUGGACACCUUUCAGACAUUUGGAGGAUUUGGAUUUUGCAGAUGACAUCACACUUUUAUCCCACAGUCAUAAACAAAUGCAGGAGAAAACAAAUAAAUUUGACUCUGUAUUUCAGCAAGUUGGAAUUGGCAUAAAUAAAGGGAAAACAAGACCUUAAGAAUAAGCAGAUGAUGGGGUCAUUGGGAUUAACUAGAGGAGUGUCUCUUGAAGACGUUUAAACUUUUACAUACCUGGGAGGCAUCAUAAAUAAAAAUGGUGGGACAGAUAAGGACAUAAAGUCUAGAGUCUAAAAGGCCAGAGGAGCAUUCAAUGCCCUGGGAAACAUUUGGAACUUGAGUGAAAUAAUAACAACAAAAAAGUUAAAAAUAUUCAACACAAAGGUCAAGGCACUUCUUCUGUAUGGCUGUGAAACUUUGAGAACAGCAAAAACAAACAUUAAAAAAAUGUAGAUGUUUAUAGACAGAUGCUUGCGAAGGAUCCUCAAAAAAGUGAUUGUACAAAAUUUGUAACACUGUCCUUUGGGAGAGAACUUCAAGUGUUCCAGUGGAAAAGAGAAAAUGGAGAUGAAUAGGGCACACUUUAAGAAAACCAAACACUAACAUCACAUUACUGGCCCUGAACUGGAAUCCUCAAGGUACCAGAAAAAGAGGAAGAUCAAGAGGCACAUGGAAGAGGGGAUUUGAGGCAGAGUGAAGAGAAUGAAGAGUUGGGCUGAACUAGCAAAGAUAGCCCAGAACAGGGACAGUUGGAAAAGUACUGUGGAUGGCCUAUGCUUUAUUGGUAGUGAGAAAAGCUUAAAAGAAGAGGGGCAUGCCAGAGAAUAUUAUUUUAUCCAAGAGGAAAUAUUGCUUGGGGAAAAAAAGUAGCAUUUUUUUUAAAAUGCUAUAAAUCUAAAGAAAACAAUCUACAAGUUGUUUCCAUCUAGUUGAUUUUCAUUUAGAUGCAGAUCUUUAAAAUCUAAAUUUGAAGCUAAAAGAAAAACAUCUGAUCUUAAACCUAAUGUUCAUCUGUAAUUUUAGGAGGGUGCUCAAUUUUUAAAUGAUGUGAAACAAGUGUAUGAGUUCUUUCACUUGAUUACCAAAAAAAAAAAAUGUUAUGAUGCAUUUACCUAAUUUAUUCUUCGAUAUAUCUCUGCAUUUGUUCCCAAAUUUCCAUGACUGAACUUGAUGUUUCUUUGAGUUUUGUAAGCAUUAAUUAAAUUGGAAAGUAGCAAAUAAAAGAAUUAUCAGUUUAAAAAUGUGUGGAUCACAUUGCACUUAAAUUAAUGUAAAGAUAUUUGGAAGUAUGUGAAAAUUUGUUUUAAAAAAUGCAUCCAAAAAACUGUUGAUUUUUUUGUACCCAAGGCCUCAAGACUGUCAACACUGAACUGGUUGCCAAACAAUCAUCAGAAUGGAAGAUUCCUGGAUGGUUUGUUUGGUUAUGGAAGACAUGACGUCCUUGCUUAUUUGAAGCGUAGUCUUGGGCCUUUGUCUGUUAACUACUCUGGUCAACAUUUGAUACCUGUUCGUUACCAUUCAAUUCCUUCUGAAUUACCUGUAAGUAGAAAAACCAUAAAGUUUGUGAGUUAAUUGUCAAUAAAGUUUAUUUCUAAUGUACCAGUAGGUGACUUUGUUUGCAUGGUAAUUUGAUUACCUAUAAUGAGGGUAAAAUCUUUUUAUUUUAAAAGAAAGUCUGCAUGUGUAAAAUAUCUAAAACAAAAUUAAAUGUUGAGAAUAAGAUUUUUACAAGUUUAGAUGGAUAAUACAUUUCUUUGCCAAAGAAUUAUAUCCUGAUACUAACAUUAAGCAUAAAGUGUUUACAGUCUCUAUAGCUUACACAUGUUUUUAAGUAAAAGAGUUUUCAUUGAAAGGGUUACACUCCACCUGUUGACAAGCUUGGUGCAACUUUCACUAGAGACUUGAACAAUGAAGAUGUGGAAAGGAUUAAAUACAUCGCUAAAGAACACUUCAAAUCACUACUUGAGGCCAACAAAGUCAAAUAUAAAAAAAGUAAAUCUAGCCCGUCUACCAAAGGUUGGUUGAUAUUAAUUUAUCAUUAUUCAAUUUCUUUUUAAAGUCAUGCGAGUUUCAAAUGGUUUUUCUGUUUUUGCAUAUUUCUGGAAUCAAGAAAAUGCAGCACACUCAAAAGUAAUACAAUUUUCCUAUACCCUAAAUGUCGUUUUUUCUAAGGUUUAUGUGAAUCAUAUAGAGAGGGAAAUAUUCUUAAGGUGAAGAAUUUAUGAGUUUUAUUAUUAAAACCACAUAAUCCCCUUUCCCACCUCUACCCUACAUAAUUUGCUAAAAACUGAAUUUGAUAAGUGCUUGGUAAAUUGAAAAAAAAAAAAACAGUACAUGUGUUAGUUGAUUUAUGACCUUUUUUAUAUUUAUUUAAAUUUGUAAAUUGCAUUUCAAAAAAAACAAAAACAGUGAAGUAACAAAAUUAAAGAUAGAGGGAAAUAUUCUUAAGGUGAAGAAUUUAUGAGUUUUAUUAUUAAAACCACAUAAUCCCCUUUCCCACCUCUACCCUACAAAAUUUGCUAAAAACUGAAUUUGAUAAGUGCUUGGUAAAUUGAAAAAAAAAAAAAACAGUACAUGUGUUAGUUGAUUUAUGACCUUUUUUAUAUUUAUUUAAAUUUGUAAAUUGCAUUUCAAAAAAAACAAAAACAGUGAAGUAACAAAAUUAAAGAACUAUCUUUUUUUUUCUAUUUUUUUGUAACGGGGGGGGGAGGGGGGGAAAGCUUUAAAUAAGUGUUGAAUUUUAAUUACUCUAAAAUUCUCUAUAGCCCUUUAAGACUCCUUGUCGUUUGAUGCAAAGACUUACCUGUUACAACUAUUUCUAAUGUUAUCCUUUGUUUCAGAUAAAGGAGUGUUUUCCACAGCUCUUUCAGUCCUUGUAGAGAAGGAUUUAAAAUUAAACAGAAUUAAACCCAAAUCAAAGAUCCCAGCUGUAGUUCAUUUGGUAAAUACAAAUUUAUGUUAAAUUUUUUGAAAAGGAAAUCUUUUUUGUGUGUGGACUAACCUCUUAGCAACUAAGCUCUUUCCACAAAUCACCAUUAUGUUCUCACACAUUUUCAAAAUCUUUCACUGUAUUGGAACAUUGUCAGCAUUUUAUGUAAAAUUGAUUGAAAUAGAAAUUUGGUUAUUGGAAAUAGAUAUACUAGUGCUUUUUGGAGGAAUAAAAAAUGUGUGAUUUUUUAUUGGAAGUAGGAAGUUAAGUUUAUUUGGAAUAGAAAAAAAAAAUUGUGCUUUUAUUGGGAAUAGAAACAUUAAAUUUUGAACCUACACUUUAUUAGUGUGAAAUAAUUUUUGGCAUUAUCAUAUUAACAACUAACUCUGUGUAAAAAAAAAAAAAGGUGAUGCUGACCAAUCAAGAGCUGUGGAUUGACUUCUCUUUUUAAAUACUUUUCCAAAAGAUGAAGUCCUUCUUACAUGGUAUUAAGUUUUCUUAUUUAACUACGUGUUAACUUUUCUGGUUCGUCAAUGCUAGUGCUUCCAAAAGAUGCUGUACUAUAUGGUAUUAAGUUUUCUUGUUCACUACUUUCUAAAAGAUGAUGUCCUACAUUUACCAGUCUGGGAAUAGCACUGAAGGGGUUUUUGUAAAACAAUCUGCAACUCAGAUAACAAAGGUAUGAAUAGUUUUGCUUGUUUGCUUUGACUCGGCUUUGGCAAGUUUCAGAAGAGUUUUUGAAUCAAUUAUUUAAUAAGUCACGUUCAAAUUUUCAUUACAGGUAGAAAUAUAAGAUCAAUAAAAUAUCUGGUUGGACACAGGACUCCAAUACUAGAAUCAUUAAUAAUAAAUUUACUGAUACUAUCACUGAUACAUAACCAAAUGGUUAUAAAACACAAUAUAUUAAGAGGCAUUUUUUUGUGUUGAUAGCGGCAGAUAGCCUACAUUUUUUUAGUAUGGUAUUUACCUAAUUAACUUUAUAAUAAUUGAUGAACAAAUGUUGAGGAUCUCUUUUGAGUUAGAUCUGUCUAUAGCACAUAGUCACAUAGUAAAAAUGUGCAUGAUGCCUAGUUUGAGCUCUGCAUGAAGUUCACAUCUUGAUAAGUAUUGGUAGACUACGUGCCUGCCGAUGGUCCAAUCUUUGAUUCCCUGAUAUGUAUUGAUAGAAUACUUGCCUGCCAAUGGUCCAGUGUUUGAUUCCUUGUCAUUUAACUUCUUUUCCAAUCUACUUUUAAUUAUUUUUAAUCCUGUUAAUGUGAUUGAAUAGAAAGAAUGUCACACCUCUAAUAAAUUUGUGAUAUAUAUAUAUAUUAUAUAUAUUUGUGUUUCUUGGUUGUACAACCUUGUAGUCUUGUCACAGCUCAUUUUACUUUUUUAAUUCUUUGUCAACUCGUGUCUCCCUCCAGGAACUAUGCAAGGAUUUAGAAGACAAUUUCUAUAAAAACCCUAACUACACUAUAGAUAGGAAAUAUACUCCGGUUGAUGUUGCUGUCGUCAUGACAGAAUUCUUAAAGCAACUACCAGCACCGCUUGUGUCUACAACUAAAGUUGAUGUCUAUCCAGAAGUUUGUUGUGAGUCGUUUCAUGAACUUAUUGUUUUGCCAUGGAACUGACACAUACAGUGUUUGGUAUUAGAUGCACAAAGUUGAUUGUUUCUGUCAAAUGAAGAAACAUCUUCUGAACUUAUUUAAAUUUUAUGUUUACGAUUAUGAUCCCUACGAGUUAUAGUCCAGCAAGCAACGCGUGAACUUCCAUCUACUUAAGAUACUUGACAAAACAUACUUUCAAGUAAUGUACUUUAUAAAAUUCCCAUUUAGAUACUUGACAAAACAUACUUUCAAGAAAUGUACUUUAUAAAAUUCCCAUUUAGAUGUCUUUUGAGAGACACAUAAAUUUCUUUUAAAUUCUCUUUCCUCGUUUUCUUUAAGUAUUUUGGAGAUAUUUUGGCUAGUUAUUUACCAACUUAAAUAAUAAAAAUAAAAAUGAUUAACCUUGCCUUUCUGUACCAUAGCUCUAUCUUUCCUGGAUAAACAAAUCAAGGCUAUGAAUCUCUAUUUUCUCAUGAUGGAGCCAGCACAUAGAGAAACAUUACAGGUAAGAAUCCUAGAUUAAUUGGGUUCUAUAGGCCUAUUCAUUGGUGGCUAAAAGCAAUCUGACACUUGGAAUUUUAAAUAAUGGACUGUAUUGUAGUUUAUGCCAUUUUAAAAGGAAAAAGACUUUCUGUCACUAGCACAAAAUUUGGGCUCACCCUAUUCUCAAAAUGGAGUCGUUUUUCAGUGUAAGCCAAGUUCCUAUCACAUCAGUAUUUAGCUUUGCUGUAAACAGCUUUCAUCCUAAAAGUACUGGUACCAACUUCCUUUUGAUGUUGAUGAUGGAUUUUUCUUUCCAACCAACAAUUCUCCAAAGAACAGUCUGAAAGGAUAAAUCAAAUAAAUAUUAAAAUCAUUAUAACUUAAGGUUCAAAUAAGUAUGCUACUUCCCUGUUGUUACCAAACAUGUUUUUAAUUCUGUUUUUGGAAACUAAUAAUUUUCAGCAGCAAUGAAGAGUGCAUUAACACUCAACUAAUUCAUAUCCAUAGAUAAACGUGGUAAAAUAUUAUUACAGCACACAGAUUUAACAAUAAUCUUUUGUGUCUGCUACAAUAAAUAAUUUUUUGAUAUUUAAUGUGAAUGGCACUAAAGAUGCCUUAAUCCAUUGAUUCUGUCAACCUACCUAGAAAUAUAUUCGAAAAGUAAACCAUUGCCAAUACUUAACUAUAAAUGUUUGAUUGGUUGAUUGAUCUAUUAAGUAAGUGACAAUCACAAGAUUUUUUGCAUGGUCUGUUAUGUAACAAGUACAUAAGAACAACAUUUUCAUCUUACAUAAAUUCUAUUAUUGUUUUUUUUUCCCCUAAUUAUAGAUUUUACUAGCUGCCUUACACUAUUCUGUUCGUAAACAAGAAGUAACAGAAGCAGAUCUUGGUGUCAAACUUGGCCCAGUGCUGUUUAAAAUGCGAGAUAAAAUUAGUACUUCAGAAUCAGUGACAAAAGCUAAUGAAUAUGAAAAUCUUGUGAGAGUCAUGGUCCACUACAGUGAUAAUCUGUUUAUUGUAAGUUGUUCUUUUUUUUUUUUGCCUCAUUUUUCCUCUCAUUAAAUAUAAUUGCACAUUUUGCCUCUCAGUUGUUAAUUUUUGCAGUCACUUAUGUGUGAAAGGCUGUAAACAAAACCAUGUAAAUAAUGACACAAUAACUGAAACUCUUGCACAGUAGCCAUAAAAUGACAUCCACACUGUGGAUUUGUUGCAGCCACAAAGCUCAGUGGUGAAUCCAUGUUGAGAAUUCAUGGCACAGACAUCCCACAUUCACAAGGAGCAGCCACAUUAUGCAUCUGAUGCAGAACUAUUAUUUUUAAAUGCAAUUUUAUCAACAUUUGUAAAAAAAAAUAAAAAAUUCAGAUGUUUUUUUUUAUUACUACUCCAUUUUCUACAAGUUUCUAUGCUACUAUCAUGCCAGCUGAGGAUAACUCAUAGGAAGUGAUAAAAAUAUGGCAUUGUUUCUGAAUAUUGCCAGCAAACCAAUAUGCUCCAACACUGAAAAAAAAAUAGGGAAAAUAAAACUCUGUGUCUAAGAGUGUCUGUCUCUUUAAAUCUUUUUGCUGUCGAAGGCUUCUUGGCCAAAAAAAUAACUUCUGUUAUUCUCCUGCUUCAGGUUUUCCUGUAGUCUACCGUUUGUAUAAAUUCACAAUAAAAAAACAUAACUCUGUUUUUACUGGCACAAUAACCAUAACUCUGACACAAUAACCAUAACUCUGGCACAAUAACCUUAACUCUGUAAAAAUUGUCACGAUAACAAUAACUUUGGCAUAAUAACCAUAACUCUGACAAUAAUCAUAGCUCUGUAAAACUUAUAUUAAAACUAAAAUGUCACAAAUACACCACAUUUAAAUUAUUUUAAAAAGAAAUUUUACCAAUUAACAGUAAUUGGUUAAGUUCUAACUGCAUCUAAAAUACAUCUGCUAUGAUUGCCAUAAUGAUAAUUCCAUAUUUUCUAUUUUAGUUAUUAAGAGAUUUUAAAUAAAAUCAUUAUCUACAAAUCAUAAACAGAAUAUGAUUAUCCAUGUGCCAAAAUGGUUCAACAUUUACCCAAGACCAGUGGUUCUUAACCUUUUUGGAGGUACCGAACCCCACCAGUUUCAUAUGCACAUUCACCGAACCCUUCUUAAUAGGAAAAAUAAAAUAUGAUUUUUUUUUGGACCUUUGCCGAACCCCUGAGGCUGACUCACAGAACCCCCGGGGUUCGAUCGAACCCAGGUUAAGAACCACUGCCCUAGACUGUCCAUUUUUAUAAUCAUUCAAUAAAUUCUGUUUCACCAAUCAUUUGUAUAACUGAUGCAAUUGGAUCACAUGGGCAUGGUAACAUCUUUUCAAAUGAUGAACAUUAUCUAUCCAACCAAUUUGUGAUACUUAUCAAAACAAAACUGUGAGAAGUCAACUUUUACAUUUAUAUUCUGUAAUUUUAAAUGAACAAAUUACCGGUAUGUCAAGAAUUGUUUUUGUUGCAGAUAAGCACAUAUUCUGCUCAUGGCAUGCCAGCCCAAGUCCACUAAUGUUUACCGUCUGCAUUAAAUAGAAUUCUAAAGUUUUAUUUUUUAUUCAGAAUAAUAGUAGUAAUAUAAAACAAAGAGCUAACAAAAUUUUAAGACAAACAAAAUUUAUAUUAAAUGUACAGAUUCCACCUGAAAUACUCAGCGGACUAAGAUACCAGUAUAUGGUUGGUGAAAAACCCAAGUUCAAAUUAUUUGUAAGUUUUUUGUGUUGUCUCUCUAGUUAAAAUUUAAAUACAAAAUUAGAAAGUUAAAGAGAGAAAACACAAGACUAUUAUAUUUAAAAACUGAAAAUUCUUAAAUACCAUCUAAGUUAACCUACAUUUUACUCGAAACUGUUAUCUUUUAAAAUAUAUUUUUUGGUGUGGAAUAAUUUGCUCAAGCUCAGCUCCUGUAUGUCUCAUUCCAGUUAUUUUGCUUUCUAAUUAAAUUUUUUGUUAUUUUUCCUCUUUGUGUGUUCAUCUCCCACUAAAUUUUUGUUUGGGAAUGUUCACAAAUUUAAUUUUUCUCACCACAUAUUUUAUUUUAGACCUCUAUUCAAACAUAUUAUUAAACCAAAGAGUGUAAUCAAAGCAAUCCUCAGACCUUAUAAUAAGAAGUGAGCUAAUAAGUUUUGUUGUACAUUAAAAGUACAAGAGAAACAAAGAAAAAAUAUUUAUAAAACUGUAAUCAGACCACUUGUAACAUAUGCAAGUGAAACUUGGACCCUAACAAAAACGGCAGAAAACCUAUUAAACACAUGGGAGAGGAAAGUUCUCAGGAAAAUAUAUGGACCAACAAAGGAUGAAUAUGGAUGGAGAAUACGAACCAACCAUGAAUUGUACAGUCUAUAUCAGGAUCCCACGAUAGUAGCAGAAAUAAAAAGUGGCAGGCUACGCUGGGCAGGACACUUAGAGAGAAUGCCAAAUGACAGAGGAACGAAGAGGGUGCAUCAUCAAUACCCCAGAGGAAAACGGCUCGAAGGCAGACCUAGGCUUAGAUGGAUGGAUGAUGUGGAAAAGAUCUAAAACAACUGAAAGUCUAAGCAUGGAAAAGAAAGGCAUUAGUUAGGUCUGAGUGGAAGGAAGUGGUGAGGCAUGCCAAAGCCCUACAUGGGCUGUAGCGACACAGGGAUGGAUGUACAUUUAAAGAGGUUUUUUUUUUUAUGUAAACUUUUUUGAACACCAUUUAAAGUGUUUUGGUUUUAUUUUUAUUUUACUGACAAGCACUGUCUUUCCUACCAUCCUUCCUUAAAGUCAUAGUGAUGAAUUAAGAUUUAUGUCUUCAUGAUUUCAGAAUUUCCCAUGGAAAAAGAAGACAGAACAAUUAAAGGUAUUAGAUUUAAAUUCUUUGAAACAGUGUUUCCUUACUACUUCAAAGCAACCCAUACAAAUUGUUUGACUAAAUCUUGUGGGCCCCUCCCCCCCCCCCCCCCCCCCCACCCCCCCCCCCGUAUUGUUAUGCAAAAUCACACACCCCAUUAAAAGCAAAAAUAUAUUUUACAAUUUGAACAAGAUGGACUUCUAAUUUUUUUUUAGAUUGCAAAGAUAACUGUUAGAGUCUUACUAAAAUAAAAUUGUGACUUAUUAAAGAAAAAUGUAAAUGAAAAUUUAAAAAAAAUAUAUAUAUAUAAAUAAAGAUUUAUAUUAAACUUCAAAAUUAAUAUGUCCUCUGUUAGUAUAUUUACUUUUCCUUACACCCAUGUUAGAAACCCUGAUUUAGAAGUUAAUAGCUAUUUAUUUGGUGGAUUUUAUUUUUAUUAUUACUAUUAUUGGUCUCAUAGCGGGGUACCCAAGCCUAGGGCUGGGCUCACAGCGCUGCAUAUAAAAAUAUUAGAAAACAUAAUCAUGAAAUUAAAAAAAUAAUAUUUUUUGGUCAUUUAUAAGUUAACUGUCAUCAGUUUGGCGAUAAUUUUUAUCUAUAGCUUAACUGUCCUCUAUAGCUUAACUGUCCUAUAUGAAUUGUACAUUGUGAUUUAUAAAAAAAUAUUCAUCAUUCUGUUUGUAAAUUGUCACCUAUGCUGUGGAUUAUGUUUUUUUUAAAAUUAACUGCCAUACAUGUACAUUGUUCUCUGUUAAAUAGCCACUGUAUUUUGCUUUAUAUGGCCGGGGGAUAUGGGUAAUAUUUUCAAUGAAAAUAGUGUAGCAGAACUCUGAUCAUUAGAGUUGUUCUGAAAAUUAUUAAGUAAGACAAUCAGCGGUUCGGCAACUGUGAAUUAACUUAUGUUUUAAGUCGGUUAGCCCUUUUGCUAUGCAAACUUUUUAAAAUUGUUAAGUUGUGUCUAUUCCACACGAGGCAAAGUUCAAUUUUUAGGCUCAGAAUGAAUGAUUGACUGAAACUUGUUCUAUUCAGUUUUAGUGCUGUUAAGAAUAAGAGUAUUGAAAGGGUUAAUGAGAUUUACCAUUGUCUGUCUUCAGGAUAGCAUUAGCUCUUGGAAAAACGAGAUUAAGAAAGAAGAAGACCCAGAAAUAGUGGUAAAUUAUUUUGAUAAUAUCAUUAACGCGAGGGGUAGAGAUUUUAAUUGGCAUUUCCUCUUUGUAAGCACAUCUCAACUUUUGAUGCUUUUUAUAAAGUUGAAGAAAUCUUCCAUCUUUUGUAUUUCUUACCGCAUGUUUUGUAUGUUAAUUUCUGCUAAUUUAGGGCUAUAAAUUGACAGCUUUUGAUCACAUUUGAAAGCUUAUUAAAAACAGUGUUCAGAAUUUCUUCACUGUUCUAGUCCAUGUCAUAUCAAAAGUGGGAUCAUGAAUGUGCUAAAGUUUUCUUAAAGGAAAGAAUGAAAUUAUCAAUAUUUCCCUGAUAUGUCACAAAAUGUUUACAAAUUGGUCCAUUGGUAUUUUAUUAUUAUUUAUUUUAUAAUUCAUUUUUGGACAUGGUAUUUUCUAUACUUUUUAAAAAGUAAAUUUGAUAUUUUUUAUGUGAGGUAAUCAGUCAAACAAAUUACCAAUAAAAUCCUAUGGGGGAAAAUGUACCUGCAAUAAUGGGAUAGUUGAGAGUUUGUUAACAAAGUAACAGAAUAUAAAAGGAUCAUUGGCAAGAAAUACACUGGUUGGGUGUUAUGCUUAAAAUCUAGUAUUUUAAACAGCAAUUCCAUGAAAAUCUAAUAUUUGGUGGAUGCAAUAAAAAGAUUUUAAAAAUUGUACUGAAUGUUUUUUUUUAAAUUUGAAAUUUAUCACCCGACAAUACAUUUAUUUAAGAUUAAUUAAAUCUGUCACAAAACUUUGUCUUCCAUUGCAGCCCAUAACGAUAAGUAAGAUAAAGAUAAGUAAGGCUAAGUCCUAAUUGAUAUAAUAUUCUGGUCAUCCAUAUACAACAUAUUUAUUUUAAAGUCUGUCAUUUCAAAAUUAGGCUGCUAGCAAAGGGCUACAGAAACACUGGGACUUUUUGUCUUACUUAUAAAAUUGGGGCUAAAUUUUGAAAUGUGACAUGUAUUUUUUCCAUUUAAAACAAAAUACAGAUGACAGGUGUUCUAUUACAUUUUUAUGCAUGUGUUAACUAUUUUAUACCCAUAAGAUUGAAUGGUACUGAAAACAUUUAUUAUUUUUAUAUAUCUGUGGUGGGAGAGACAUUUUAGAGGAGAUUGAAGAAUUAAAUUGUUGGUCAACCUUUUCAUGCCAUUUGAACAGUUGCAUGAAUACUUAAACCCUUUAGUCUUACUGGCUUUGAUCCCAGCCUGGUCAGUUACAGAAUCUCAUUAUUCCAAGAAGGAUACAUUUAUACUAGGCGGACCAUCACUUAGCAAUAGGUAAUGCCAACAGCGGAUGACUCUUUAAAUGUUCAAUUACAUUUAUUCUCUUAGGACAUACAAAGGCCAACGGAGCUUGAAGUGGAAGCACCAGACUUGCCUGAAAAAACCAAGAAGAUCCGUCUUGAUGCUAAAACGUCAGCUGAUGAUGUUGUGUUUCAGUACACAGGGAAAAAUAUGUCAGUAUUAGAGAUAAGUUUGAUCAUUCAAACACAAAUACCCUAUUUUCGCUUAUAUAAGAGGCAUCUUACACAAAGGGUGCAUCUUAUCUAUGGUUAUAUAAAUUGCUCAGUGCAGCAGAUGGCUGGGCCGCGUGCGUCUUACGUAAUUUAGCUUACACAAAUUGUUGAAACCAGCAUCUUAUGUACGGGUAUGUCUUAAAUGCACGAAUCUAGGCAGGGUUUCUACUUGCUUGGGGAAAGCAAAGCUUCUCAAAUAGAUUGCAAUGUGCACAAAGCCUUGUCGCUUGCAACCAUUAACACCAUUGUGUACUUAUGUUGCAACCAAUCACCCCAUUUUUUCUAAAUUUUGCAUAUUUUAUGUACCCAAAUGCCUUCUUUUUUAGCAUUGGUAAUUAACAUUUUUUGAAGAAAAAAAAGGUUAAACCUAACAUGAAAAAAGAAAUGGAAAAUUCCAGACAAGAUGAUAAAAUUUUUUAAAAAAUAUGCAACCGAUUAUGUUUGAAACUGACUCUGUUUUUAAGACUUUUGAGAGAUCAUUUAAUUUACUAACAAAAUACCAAUUGAUUAUAGAAUAAGACUCAAUGGCCAAACAAUCACUUUUAUUUUAAAUUUUGAACUUAGAACAAACACUAUUUGUUGUUUAGGAUUCAUAACUUGUCCAAACAUAAUAGAUGUGAUAAAAAAAAAUGUAUUUUUUUUUGUUUUUCAAUUAGUGAUCAUUAUUUUUUUCCUUUGUACCAGGCUCAAAAAUUCAUAACAAUCUACUGUAUUUUGUUACAGGAAAUAACACUGUAAAGAGUACAUUAUUUUGAUGACAUUGUUAAAAUUCUAUUUCACUGCAGACCAAGACCUCCGUACAUUACAGAGCUGAAGGUCAAACUGGCAUCAAUGCGCCCAUUACAGGCUCUAGAUGAUUCAAAAGAGUCCUUAAAUUUGUAUGAAGUUGGCGGAAACAUUGGUAAACUAUUAUUUUAAUCUCUCUUGCAUUAUGCACAUGAGGGCAAGGGGUCAAUCCAUUUAACAAUAAUCUAAUUAGGAUUUGUUUAAUUGUAAAAAAUGCAAAAACAAAACAAAACACAUCAGAGAAGAUAAGGCCAUGUUGCUUGCAGAAAAUCACCCGCAAUCUCAUAACUUAAGUGCCCAUUACAGAAAGAAUGUUGUGAUUACUCUUUAUUUGCUGCCCAGGCUUAAACCAACUUGUAAAAAAACCUACAUUGAAGCUGUACACUAAUGGUAGAUUCUGAUUGUUCCCCAUCUUCACAGCACUAACAACCACAGUUGUAGGUUUUAAACAUUUGCCAAUUGUUAUACCCAAUUUAUGUGUUGAACACCCUAAAAUCAGUAUUUUAGUAGCUCUUCACUGGAAUUAAAGUUAACUGUAAUUAGUUAAACACAUUAUAACCAUAGGACUUUGACCAGCAUCAUUAUGACAUUAUUUCCCAUCAUAUCCAUGAUUAACAAAAAAUUGUGAAUACCCUGCCCUUGGCUGCACAUGUUUUUAAAAUUUUUACUUGCAUCCUUAAUGAAUUUCCUAUACAUUAGUAGAAGAAAUAUUUGUCAUUAUGUUCAAAUUUAUUCUCUAAUUUUUUUUUUCAUUAUGGAGGACUAUGUUGUCUACACCUUGCACCAUCCAAAUGUGCGUUGACAAUUUGCCACUAUUAUAAAAGCUUUAUACAAACCAUACAUUUCAAAUAAGAUAUCAAAACAUGGAUUGAAUAUGAUUAUUUAUAUGUACAAAUAACAAUGAUAUAGCAGUAGCAACAAAGAACUGACUACUCAAUAAAUUAUUUCUUAACAAUGAACUGACAAACCAGUGACAUGUUUAAGCUCCAUUAAAAUUCUGUGCAAUGUUUGAAAGUGUCUUGUAGCAUUUUAGAUAGCAAGUUAUUCAUUUUUAUGUCUGUAAUAUCCUAUUUCAGACAUUAUUAGACUAAACACUAGCAUCUGGUUAUUAGACAUUUUAUUAAUAAGGGGAGGGUGCUGCACUUAGAUUAGGUAGAAGGAAAUAUGUGAAAUAUGUAAGGGAAAUCUGAAAAUAUGUGAAUCUAGGUAAGGAAAAAUCUGAAAAUUGGAUGCAACUAAAAAAACUUUUUUAGGUUUUCCCUAAUCUAGGUUCACAAGAUGCUAUAUGGAAUAAAACAAUUGAUCAAGAAUCUCAGAAAAAUAUUUUGAAUUGAACACAAAUAAUUCUUACUAUUAAAUAGCUUCACAAAAUUGUACAACACAUUUUUUGUCAGUGAUUCUCACACCUUGAACAAUAAACUUUUUUGUGUGCUCAGGUGAAAGACGUCUACAUCCCAGCACACUGAUCCAAGAUCUGUACUUGGUGAACCCCACUGCCAAAUUUGUGAUCAAAGCAUAAGACUAUUACUACCAAGUCAUUUACAGCAAAUGAAUUUUAUUAUAGCAGUAAUUAGUAAUAAGAGAAUGUAUUUUAUAUUUAUUUUAUUAUUUCAUUAUUAUUGAAGUUAAACUGCUAGAAAAGGGGACUACAUUAGUGUCAUCGUUGGCCUUCUAAUGCUUGAGUAGUACCUGAUUUGUUACUUCUGAUAAAAAAAUAAAAUUGUCCAAUAUUUAUUGUAGGCCUAUAUAUUAAUAUUAUUUUUAUAAUGUUUGUCUUCUUCAGGGUUAUCGAAAGUAAGUUACUUGUCUAAUUUGCUAUGUAUUAUUAUUCUAUAUUAUCAUAUGUUAUAAAUUUUACAAUAUUUCACACAACAUUCCCAAAUUUUUUUUUUCCUUUAUACAAAAUUUGUUAUAUAAAAGUUUUUAUUUAUGAAUAAAAUAUACAGAGC
Messenger RNA from Lymnaea stagnalis (great pond snail), 18186 nucleotides. The record is from the annotation of a GenBank genome assembly. NCBI's taxonomy places the organism in Eukaryota, Metazoa, Mollusca, Gastropoda, Lymnaeidae.